Messenger RNA from Strongyloides ratti, 1275 nucleotides. Its product is annotated as Methionine aminopeptidase 2. The transcript is spliced from 2 exons. NCBI's taxonomy places the organism in Eukaryota, Metazoa, Nematoda, Chromadorea, Rhabditida, Strongyloididae. Gene Ontology annotation, biological process: proteolysis. Gene Ontology annotation, molecular function: metalloaminopeptidase activity. The coding region runs from base 1 to 1275 and encodes 424 amino acids. The record is from RefSeq and is a predicted model, not a curated record.
AUGGGUCCAAAAAAACAAAAUAAAGGGAAAAAAGGUCCCUCUACUAACAAUGGUUCAAAGGUUGAAGAAGAUAUUGAUGCUUUACUUGCUCAGGUAAAUCUUGAAGACAAAAAAAAUCAAAAAAAAGUAGAUACUGUUAAAGAAGCUGGUAAUAGUUACUUGGAUGAAAUAAAUAAGUUAGAUCCUAUUGAUAUACAAUUUGCUGGAAAAGAAUAUCCUGUUGGUGAGAUUUGUGAAUAUUUACCAGGAAAAGAUGAAUCAAAUACUUUAAAUAGAAUGACUAGUGAAGAAAAAAGAGCUCUUGAUAAUGAUUAUUCUGAAAUGCAUAAAAACUUUAGAAGAGCUGCUGAAAGUCAUAGGCAGACUAGGAAGUAUGUUAAAAGUUGGAUUAAACCUGGAAUGAAAAUGCAAGACAUUUGUGAAAGACUUGAAGCUCAUUCUCGUAGAAUGAUUAAUGAAAAAGGAUUAGAGGCUGGUUUAGCAUUUCCAACAGGUUGUUCUUUGAAUGAUUGUGCUGCUCAUUAUACACCAAAUGGAGGUGAUCCUACUGUUUUACAAUAUGGUGAUGUUUGUAAAAUUGACUAUGGUGUUCAUGUUGAUGGAAGAAUUAUUGACUGUGCAUUUACUGUUCAUUUUGAUCCUAAAUUUGAUGUAUUAGUUGAAGCAGUUAAGGAAGCAACUAAUGCUGGUAUCAAAGAAGCUGGAAUAGAUGUUAGACUUUGUGAUAUUGGAAAAACUAUUGAAGAAGUAAUGAGUUCUCAUGAAGUUGAACUCGAUGGAAAAACUCAUGUUGUUAAACCCAUUCGUAAUCUCUGUGGACACAGUAUUGGACAAUACAGAAUUCAUGCGGGAAAUUCAGUUCCUAUAGUUAAAGGAGGGCCACAAACAAAAAUGCUUGAAAAUGAAGUAUAUGCUAUUGAAACAUUUGGUAGUAUAAAUGGUAAAGGAAUGAUUCAUGAAGAUAUGGAAUGUAGUCAUUAUAUGAAGAAUUUUGAUCUUGCUCAACAACAUAUUCCAUUGAAAUUAGCUAAAAGUAAAGAAUUAUUAAAUGUAAUUAAUAAAAACUUUGGUACCUUAGCCUUUUGUCGUCGUUGGUUGGAUCGAGUUGGUCAAACUAGAUAUCUUAUGGGACUUAAAGAACUAUGUGAUAAAGGAAUUGUUGACCCUUAUCCACCACUUUGUGAUGUCAGAGGAUCUUUUACUGCCCAAUGGGAACAUACUUUACUUUUAAGACCAACAUGCAAGGAAGUAGUUAGCAGAGGAGAAGAUUAUUAA